Fukomys damarensis (Damara mole-rat) is the source of this 822-nucleotide messenger RNA. RefSeq names its product TNF superfamily member 11 (gene Tnfsf11). Gene Ontology annotation, molecular function: tumor necrosis factor receptor binding. The record is from RefSeq and is a predicted model, not a curated record. The transcript is spliced from 5 exons. Gene Ontology annotation, biological process: immune response. NCBI's taxonomy places the organism in Eukaryota, Metazoa, Chordata, Mammalia, Rodentia, Bathyergidae. The coding region runs from base 10 to 822 and encodes 270 amino acids. Gene Ontology annotation, cellular component: membrane.
UCCCGCUCCAUGUUCGUGGCCCUCCUGGGGCUGGGGCUGGGCCAGGUCGUCUGCAGCGUGGCUCUGUUCUUGUACUUCCGAGCGCAGAUGUAUCCUAAUAGAAUAUCAGAAGACAGCACUCACUGCAUUUAUAGAAUUUUGAGACUCCAUGAAAAUGCAGAUCUGCAAGACACAACUCUAGAGAAUGAAGAGACAAAAUUAAUACCUGACUCAUGCAGGAGAGUUAAACAGGCCUUUCAAGGAGCUGUGCAAAAGGAAUUACAACAUAUUGUUGGGUCACAACACAUCCGAGCAGAGAAAGCUACAGUGGAAAGUUCAUGGUUUGAUCUGGCCAAGAGAGGCAAACUGGAAGUUCAACCUUUUGCUCAUCUCACUAUUAAUGCCACCAACAUGCCAUCAGGUUCCCAUAAAGUGAGUCUCUCCUCUUGGUACCAUGACCGGGGUUGGGCCAAGAUCUCCAAUAUGACUUUGAGCAAUGGAAAACUAAUGGUUAACCAAGAUGGCUUUUAUUACCUUUAUGCCAACAUUUGCUUUCGACAUCACGAAACAUCAGGAGGCUUAGCUACAAAAUAUCUUCAGCUAAUGGUGUAUGUCACAAAAACCAGCGUAAAAAUUCCAAGUUCUCAUACGCUGAUGAAAGGAGGAAGCACUAAAUACUGGUCAGGGGAUUCUGAAUUCCAUUUUUAUUCCAUAAAUGUUGGCGGAUUUUUUAAACUCCGAUCUGGUGAAGAAAUAAGCAUUGAGGUAUCCAAUCCUUCACUGCUGGAUCCAGAUCAAGACGCAACGUACUUUGGGGCUUUUAAAGUUCGCGAUAUAGAUUGA